Messenger RNA from Papaver somniferum (opium poppy), 747 nucleotides. Its product is annotated as RNA polymerase II-associated factor 1 homolog. NCBI's taxonomy places the organism in Eukaryota, Viridiplantae, Streptophyta, Magnoliopsida, Ranunculales, Papaveraceae. The transcript is spliced from 4 exons. The record is from RefSeq and is a predicted model, not a curated record. The coding region runs from base 1 to 747 and encodes 248 amino acids.
AUGGCGAGUUCCAGUAAUGCAGUUCCGGCAGUUGAUGUUGUUUCCGAUCAGUACCAAUUAGCAAAAACUCAGGCUCUUUCACUCCCCAUGGAAGAGUUGAUGCGAUUGAUAGAUGAGGUUCAAAGUGAAAUAAACCGCCAUGCAAGUGAAGAGCCUCAGCGGUUAAGGGAAGAGGAGGAGAGGAGGAAAAGAGAAGAAGAAGAAAUUGAUGCAUUGUUCGCUGCAUGGUUACCACAUCACUUUGCAAGGUCUGACAGAAAAGGUGAAGAGAGGGCUGAGAGACAUCAGAGAGGUCCAAGGUAUGGAAGCGCCACUGAAAGUGAUUCUGAGGGGGGUUCUGAUGCAGGUUUCGAAUAUCGCAUUGAAGAGGUGGACAUCAGUGAUGAAAGUUAUGAUACUGCUGAAGAGAAGAGGAAGAUGGAGAGAUACUUUGACUGGAAGUUACGCCGGCGUACUUUUGAUGAAGAUCUUCCUGACGUCUCCAGAGAUGAUGAAGAAGAAGAGAGCAGUGAUGAUGAGGAAUCGUCAUCUGGAGAUAGUGAUACUUCUCCUGCAUCAUCAGGAAGCAGCUGCAGCGAGAGAGUGAGAAAAAAGUCUGAAGAUGAUAAGCAAGGUUUUAACACAACUGCUUUCUCGAUGCUUACUUCCAGUUCUCUUAAAUUUCUGAUGGGUAAUGGUGUUAAUGAUGGUGGUGACAAGAUGGAUUUGGUCUGGUGUUUGAAUGUUAUUAGUAGGGUUGAUGUUUAG